Molecule: messenger RNA, 2115 nt
Organism: Arabis nemorensis
Lineage: Eukaryota; Viridiplantae; Streptophyta; Magnoliopsida; Brassicales; Brassicaceae
Source: the annotation of a GenBank genome assembly
AUGCCACGUGUUUCCACGGAAUCCCAACAAAUCUCUCUCGACGCCGGCAACGAGUCACCGACCCUCGGCGAAUUGCUGAAACAUUUCGAAGACAGUGACCGGGAAAAAUAUUCCGGCGAAGAUGCUCCGAUUCAUCACACAUUGGAUCUCACUUCCCCUGAAGUACAACAUGUACCGUUUGUCUUAGCCUUCAACAAUCUCAAAUACAGUGUCACACUUCGCCGGCGAUUUGAUUUCUCUCGAGUAAAACCCGAUUCGGUGAAGAUUUUACUCGAUGAUGUCUCCGGCGAAGUUUGUCACGGAGAUAUCCUCGCCGUUCUCGGUGCAAGCGGAGCAGGUAAAUCGACGUUAAUCGAUGCAUUAGCUGGGAGGGUUGCAGAGAAAAGCCUGAGAGGCUCUGUAACUCUAAACGGAGAAAAGGUUUUCCGAUCUCGAUUGCUGAAAGUAAUAUCGGCAUAUGUGAUGCAAAACGAUCUACUAUUUCCGAUGCUCACCGUCAAAGAAACCUUAAUCUUCGCUUCUGAGUUUCGUCUCCCGAGAAAUUUCCCCAAAUCGAAGAAGAUGGAGCGUGUUGAAACCCUAAUCGACCAAUUGGGGCUCAGAAACGCGGCGGAUACUGUAAUCGGAGACGAAGGACACCGUGGAGUCUCCGGCGGAGAGAAACGGCGAGUUUCAAUCGGAAUCGAUAUUAUCCACGAUCCGAUCGUCUUGUUCCUCGAUGAACCAACAUCCGGAUUGGAUUCCACGAAUGCGUUUAUGGUGGUGCAGGUUCUGAAACGUAUCGCUCAGAGUGGCAGCAUCGUAAUUAUGUCGAUUCAUCAACCUAGUGCUCGGAUCCUUGACUUGCUUGAUCGGCUUAUCAUCUUAUCUCGAGGCAAGAGUGUAUUCAAUGGCUCUCCGGCUAGUCUUCCUCGAUUCUUAUCCGAUUUCGGUCGUCGAAUCCCGGAGAAGGAGAAUAUAACAGAGUUCGCACUUGAUCUAAUUCGACAACUCGAAGAAUCCCCCGAAGGAGCUCGAGAGUUAGUAGAGUUCAACGAAAGGUGGCAACAGAACCAACCUGCUCGAGCCACACAUGACCAAGCCUUACCUCUAAAAGAAGCCAUCAAUGCAAGUGUUUCUAGAGGCAAACUAGUCUCUGGCUCAUCUGGAGCCUCCGUGGAAACGGUAUCUUCAUACGCAAACUUGCCAUUGAUGGAGACAUUUAUCUUAGCUAAACGGUACAUGAAAAACUGGAUCCGUACGCCCGAGCUUAUAGGAACGCGGAUCGCAACUGUCAUGGUGACUGGUCUUCUCUUAGCUACUAUAUAUUGGAGGCUUGACAACACUCCAAGAGGUGCACAAGAGAGAAUGGCUUUCUUUGCAUUUGGCAUAUCUACGAUGUUCUUCGUUUGUGCAGACAACAUUCCUGUUUUUAUCCAAGAACGAUACAUUUUCUUGAGAGAGACAACGCACAACGCGUACAGAACAUCUUCGUAUGUCAUAUCUCACUCUCUCGUGGCUCUGCCUCAGCUACUCGCUCUCUCUGUUGCAUUUUCUGCAACCACAUUUUGGACAGUUGGUUUGAACGGCGGGUUAGAGAGUUUCUUCUACUACUGUCUCAUAAUCUAUGCCUCCAUUUGGUCUGGAUCCUCUGUUGUUACUUUCAUAUCCGGUUUUAUCCCCAACGUCAUGAUAAGUUAUAUUGUCACCAUUGCCUAUCUUUCAUACUGUCUACUGUUGGCUGGAUUCUACAUCAACCGAGAUCGGAUACCGUUCUACUGGAUAUGGUUCCACUACAUUUCACUGAUCAAGUAUCCCUACGAGGCUGUCUUAAUCAACGAGUUUGAUGACCCGUCUCGAUGUUAUGUUAAGGGAGUCCAAGUAUUCGAUGGUACGCUUUUAGCAGGAGUGCCCGAUGCGAUGAAGCUUAAGCUCCUCGAUACACUGAGUAACUCUUUAGGAACGAAGAUAACGGUGUCCACAUGCUUGAGAACAGGGCCUGACUUGCUUAUGCAGCAAGGUAUAACUCAAUUGAGCAAGUGGGAUUGCUUGUGGAUUACGUUAGCUUGGGGUCUCUUCUUUAGGAUAUUGUUUUACUUCUCAUUGCUUUUUGGGAGCAAGAAUAAGAGGACGUGA